This is a messenger RNA of Daucus carota subsp. sativus, 2182 nucleotides long. RefSeq names its product probable E3 ubiquitin-protein ligase EDA40. Lineage: Eukaryota; Viridiplantae; Streptophyta; Magnoliopsida; Apiales; Apiaceae. The transcript is spliced from 3 exons. The record is from RefSeq and is a predicted model, not a curated record. The coding region runs from base 171 to 1709 and encodes 512 amino acids. Gene Ontology annotation, molecular function: metal ion binding.
ACAUACACACACAUCUGUGUGCACUCAGUACUGUCCUUCUGCGUUCUCCAUUCUGUAUAAGGCCUAUUAUUGUUGUCACUUAUUCUCUGCCACUGGCUAGCAUGAGUUGGGUGUUACUGUGGUGAGAGAGAUUUGUUAAGGAGUGUGAGAAGAGAGUGGGAGUUGAUGAAAUGGUGGUGAAACUCAGGAGGGCUGUCAAGAAAUUGUUCCAGACUUGUGCUGGUGCUGGGCCUUGCUCUAAUUUCUCUCCUUCUAAGCCUCCACCCCUUGCUGUUACUAAUGUAAUCAAGAAUUCUGAGGCAAUUAGUGAUGAAAUGCCCAACUGCAACACUAGUGCUCCUCCUAAGAACUUGUGUGCAAUAUGCCUUGAUCCCCUGAGUUACAACACAGCCAAUAGUCCAGGCCAAGCCAUAUUCACUGCUCAGUGUUCUCAUGCAUUCCACUUCACUUGCAUCUCCUCAAAUGUCCGACAUGGGGGUGUUACGUGUCCCAUAUGUCGAGCGCAAUGGACUCAGCUACCGCGCAACCUAAUUGCACCUUUCUCGCUUACUGCCAAUCAAACUGAUCCCGUCCUCCAAAUCCUAGAUGACUCCAUAGCCUCUUUUCGGGUCCACCGGCGGUCCUUCGUCCACACUGCUCGCUAUAAUGAUGAUGACCCUAUAGAGCCUGAGCACUCAGUGAAUCAUCCUCGGCUUGAUCUGACUCUUAUAUCCGUACCAAUUACUCAUUCUAGCCCUCACACAUGCUUGCAUCAGAUUCCCAUGUCUGAUAUGUGCCAUCUUUGUGGAGUUCCAACACAACCCCACAUGAAUAGCUCUUUGUCCUUAUUGACAACUUCACCACAUCAUUUUGAUCCAAGUGGACAGAGCCCGUAUCCUCAUCUUUCCAGUAAUAGAACCUAUUUAUGUGUGCGACUAGCUCAUCAACCAUCAACUGACAUGGUCUUAGUAAUAAGCCCCAGUGGGUCCAAUUUAAGGCUUAUGAAGCAAUACAUGGCGUUAGUGGUUUUCUCAAUGCGACCCAUUGAUCGUUUAGCCAUUGUUGCUUACUCUUCUGCUGCAGCUCGAGUCUUCCCCCUUAGGCGCAUGACUUCCUGUGGCAAACGAACAGCUUUGCAAGUCAUUGAUCGUCUCUAUUAUAUGGGGAACGCAGAACCUAUAGAAGGACUGAAAAAAGGUGUAAAGAUACUAGCGGAUCGCACCCAUGAAAACUUGGAGUCGUGUAUUUUGCAUUUGUCUGGCGGGCCAACAAGAUCUUAUCACGGCUUUGACAUGGAAGUCCAUAUACCAAUCCAUCGUUUUCAUGUUGGAUAUGGCUUUGGCACUUUGCAUGGUCUCGUCAUACAUGAAUUUGACAAUUUUCUUGCCAGGGUGCUUGGAGGUGCUCUCAGAGAUAUCCAAUUGAGAAUCAAUUCAAAGAUAGUAAGACUCGGUGAACUGAGAGGUGAUGAGGAAAGGAGAAUCCCACUAAAUCUGAUGGAGGCUGGACAUGUUUGUGUGGAAUAUAGCUACAUUAAUAAUGGGGCAGAUGAAUGCAUUCAGACAGGGGAAAUCAUAGUUGGACUAGAUUGUAAAAGAGAGAGAAACGAGGACAUAGCAGGCGGUGGGGCUAUUGUAGAUGGCAGGUUUAGUACAACGAGAGGUUGGGAUUAUCGUGACCCUUACAUGGCAAGACGCUGGGCUAAACACUUGCAUGGGUAUAGACAGUGAAUAGCGCGAAUGUUUAAGACAAGUAAGAAUACUUAUGUGUUCUGAUUCUGAAUACUUUAGUGUUAACGAAGUGAAAUAUGCAAUUACUCAUGUUCUGAAUUCUGAAGAAGUGUUCAUAUCUGUACAAGUACUCGUAGAAGUUCUACUUUGCUCUUUAUCAGUGGAAGUUCAUGUUCUUGCAGAAGCUCCAUUUAGUAGUUCUAGAGCUCAGAUUAGAACUCAAUCACGCGAUAAGGAAAACGCGACAAUGCUGCAAGAAUGCUGCAAAAAGGCCAAGGAAAAUUGUACUACAUGAUAACAUGACAUACCCUUUGGUUCUGGUUUAAACUCUGAAAAUAGUUUUUUCCUUUAAUUGCUAGAUUGGCAGAGUUUUUGUGUCAGCUUAGAUUUAUGGACAUAUGUUUAAUUUAAUUUUUUUGGUCUUCGAAGAUGCUGGAAAUUGAAAUUCGAUCCAAGAUAUAUUGUUCAGUUCA